GGAUAUCCCAUCCGAGACGCAGGCACUGAUUUCCACCCUCCCCUCUUCUCCCCCCUCCUCUGUGUUUUUUUUUUUUCCUAAGGGGUGGAAAGGGCCUCGCGAAAUAAAAGUGCAGAAACAAGCCGGUGGCUCCCAGAGCGGCCGGGGCGGGCUCGGCGGGAGCCCCCAGCACAGAGCAGCGACAGCAACAGCAGCAGCGCGGAACCGUAGCGCCGAACCCACCGCGGAUCUCCACCUGCCCCCGGGACUCAGCAUCGCCCCGACUCCUCGCUCCGCACCUUUCCCCCCUCCUCCCCCUGCCUACUGAGAUCGUGAUACUUAUCAACCUCAUUUUUUAAUUAUUAUUUUUUGUUAUUAUUAUUUUUACCCCUUCCUCCGGGACUUUUUUUUUCCACCGCCGUUGGGACACCCGCAAACUUCUCCCUCGCUUCCCCCCCUUCUUCCCUCCCGCCCCUCCUUUGCUGGUGGUUUUGCGCUUGUUUUGUUGUUGGGUUUGCUGCCCUUUUUUCUCGUCUCCUCUCCUCUGGACGACCCGCCUGUUUUGUUGCUUGUGUGGUUUUUUUUUCGACUCCCGUGCCACACCGGAGAGGCCGGGAGCGGCUCCGGCAGCACCUCCCCGGCGCACCGCGUGUGAGCCCGGCGGCUCGGCCCGGCUCGGCUCAGCUCGGCUCGGUUCAGCGCGGCCCGGCUCGGCUCGGCACGGCACGGCUCGGGCGCUCGCCCCCGAUAAUGCAGAGCUACAAGUACGAUAAGGCGAUCCCGCCGGAGAGCAAGAAUGGGGGCAGCCCGGCGCUGAACAACAACCCGGCCAAGGGCAGCAGCAAGAAAGCCCUGCUCAUCUGCCUCGACUUCCUCUGCCUCGUCAUGGCUGGGUUGCCCUUCCUCAUCAUCGAAACGAGCACAAUUCAGCCCUACCAGAGGGGCUUCUACUGCGACGACGACAGCAUCAGGUACCCGCUGAAGGCAAUGGAGACGAUCAACGACGCAGUGCUGUGUGCUGCAGGCAUCCUCAUCACCAUCCUUGCAAUCAUCACGGGGGAGCUGUACCGCAUCCACUACCUGAAGGAGAAGUCCCACUCCUUCAUCCAGAACCCCUACGUGGCUGCCCUCUACAAGCAGGUUGGCUGCUUCGUCUUCGGCUGCGCCAUCAGCCAGUCCUUCACGGACAUUGCCAAGGUGUCCGUGGGGCGCUUGCGGCCGCACUUCCUGGAGGUCUGUGACUUGGAUUUCUCCACCAUCAACUGCGCUAAGGGAGUGUACAUCCAAAACUACACCUGCAGGGGAAGCGACAGCAAGGUCCAGGAAGCCAGGAAAUCCUUCUUCUCCGGGCAUGCAUCCUUCUCCCUUUACACCAUGCUGUAUUUGGUGUUCUAUCUGCAGGCCAGAUUCACGUGGAAAGGAGCUCGUCUGCUUCGCCCCCUCCUGCAGUUCACCCUCAUCAUGAUGGCUUUUUACACCGGGCUGUCCCGCGUCUCAGACCACAAGCAUCACCCCACCGACGUGCUGGCAGGCUUUGCACAGGGGGCCCUGGUGGCUUACUGCGUGGCGUUUUAUGUCUCUGAUCUCUUCAAGCCCAAGACAAAGACUUGCCUGCCUCCACCACCCAUCCGGAAGGAGAUCCUUUCACCUGUGGACAUCAUUGAGAGGAAUAACCAUCACAACAUGGUGUAGACCUUGAAGAAAUUGGGUGGCUGUUCUAUUUUAUUUUAAAAGGGGGGGGGUUUGUUUUCCUUUUUUUUUUUGUUUGUUUGUUAGGGUUUUUUGGGGAAAAAAAAAAAAGAGACUGCUGACAGCAACUACCUGCUGCUCUCAAAUCUCAUCAGACAGUAGAAUGUAGGGAGAGACUUUCUUGCCUGACCAGUGAAAAGAAGUCUUACUCUGUGGUCUUUUCAACCUUGCAACGUUCGGAUGGAAGGGGGUGGUGGUGGUGGUCAACUGAGUCAAGAAGCUACGACGAGGAAGGACAAACACAAACCACAUCAAGCUGAGCAAACCAAGAGAGGUGCCGGAGCUCUGGAUGUGCAAUUGGUUUGAGUGUUCAUGUUGUAGUGAACGCCAGAUUGUUCCUAGCCUGAUGAACACGAAGGGGUUUUUGGAAAGCUGGGUUUGGGGGGGGGGGGGGUUGGUUGUUUUAUUGUUUGUUUGUUUGUUUGUUUGUUUUCCCCCACUAUGAAGAUUUCCCAAUACCUGCAAGCAACAACAACAAAAUAGAAGCACCCAACUCAUGCCAAAAUCGUGGAGCACUAUGCAUGAGAAGAACAGCACUGAGUCGAGAUCUGGGACUGGGUAGUAAGAGUUGGGCUUUGUUCUCCUUCGGAUCCUGGUUUGUUUCCGCCUGCUCCCUUCCAUACUGUGACUUAGUUUAGAAGCAGCUUGCCCAGUCAAAGAUCUCCAGAGGGUCUCUGUUCACACUGCACCCCUCCAACGAGCAGUCCCGAGUCCUGAGACGAGCCCCGAGGCUCCUCCAUGUAGAGAAGCCACAGUUCUUCCUCUCCGCUCGCUCCCUGGUGAGGCUUCAUCCUGCCCGACCCCCCGGGCCUGCGCAGCACCCACGGGUGACCCUCUGUGGGAAGAGAAUCCUCCGCUUCCCAGCCAUCCUCCUUCCCAAAAGAGCAUCCCAGCAGACCUGCCCUGCGCCCACAGGAGCUGUGCAAGCGCAGCUGGAGCAAGCGGGUCGCGGCGGCUCUGCCGAAGACGCCUUGGCACUACGACCCCCCCACCCCAGGGCUGAGUCCUGGGGAAACUUUGAUCCUGCAGUUUGGGGAUGGGCUGCUGGGCAGCACCUCCCAGCCUGGCUGUCAGUCAGUUUGUGCAUCACCCUCCCUACACCUCCUCCUCCUCCUCCUCUUCCCUUGGGCUGCCUCAGCUGCGUGCCGCAGCAGGUCCCCGGGCGCUGUGCUGCGCUCGCUGGCGCUGGUGGCCAAGCAGCCGUUGCUCUGUGGAGCAGGAUGCUGAGUUCAGUCCUUUUUUGGGUUGUGGUUGUUUGUGAUGCCCCAGAACCCCCACAGGCCCUUGGUUUGCAGCCCUUUCACAGAGCACCUUUGCAAAGGGAUCCCAGCCAUUUGCACAUCCUUCUGACAGAUUCCGUCCUACCAUUUCAACUAGAAGCAAGCUAUGAGGAGUUCUUUUUCCUUUGGUUGUUUUGGUUUGGUUUGGGGUUUUUUUUUUGUCUUUUGUUGAUUUUUUUUGUUUGUUUUAAUCUAUAAAUAUUAUAUAAAUAAUGUAUAAAACCUUAAAAAAAUUAACUAUGUAAAAUAUUAUUUCUGAAACGAUUUUUUUUUUUGGUUUUAGAUAUCUCCACUAUGACUAUAAACUGUGUCCUGACCCUGUGUUAUUUACAUUUUUGCUGCUUACAAUAAAAAAGGAGGGAAAAAAAAAAAGAGAGAGAGAGAGAGAGGGAAAAAAAAAAAAAGCAUUGAGUUAAAUUUUGGUUUUGUUUGUUUGGGUUUUUUUUUUAUAGUGGACUAAAAUAUUGUUAGUUCUGUGGUAGUACUAUGGGUUUGGUUUGUUUUUUUUUAAUGAAAAUAACUACAAUUAGAGAGGUUUGUAUUAAAAAAAAUCAUAUUAAAUUGUCUGUAUUUUUGUAAUGUUGUUCCUUUUUGGUUGGUUGUUUGUUUGUAAAGAGAAGAAUAUUCAAAGACUUUUGUAGAAUACAAAAAAAGACACAAAGUUUGUACCUGCAAAGUGAGUGCUGUAUAAAUGUGCUUUUUUAAAUAAAAGCUCAUAACACAACUAAA
Pogoniulus pusillus (Red-fronted tinkerbird) is the source of this 3737-nucleotide messenger RNA. RefSeq names its product phospholipid phosphatase 3 (gene PLPP3). The record is from RefSeq and is a predicted model, not a curated record. Gene Ontology annotation, biological process: phospholipid metabolic process; signal transduction; phospholipid dephosphorylation. Gene Ontology annotation, molecular function: phosphatidate phosphatase activity; sphingosine-1-phosphate phosphatase activity. The transcript has 6 exons. Gene Ontology annotation, cellular component: plasma membrane. Lineage: Eukaryota; Metazoa; Chordata; Aves; Piciformes; Lybiidae. The coding region runs from base 730 to 1671 and encodes 313 amino acids.